AUGGCCUCUUUCAUUCGCACAUGCAUGCUGUUGUGGCUCGUUACCAUCUCCAUGGUACAUGCAGCACAGCAGCCAGCCCUGUCAAAGCUUCCCGCAUGUGCUCAACUGUGCCUCUUGAACGCUUUCAGUACGAACACCUGUUCUCCAACAGAUCAAGCAUGUAUUUGCACGAACGAUGUCUUCCAAAACAACGUAACGCUGUGUGUGAGCGCCAGCUGCACCAUCCCUGAAGCUCUAGUUACGCGCAACAUCAGCCUGACCACCUGCGGAGCCCCGGUACGGGAUCGCGGACAAAGCUAUGUGCUGUUGUCAAACGUCAUGGUAUGCAUAGCUGCAGCCUUCGUUGCGAUGCGUUUCACCUUCAAGGGCACCGUGUCGAGGAUGGACUUUGGCUACGACGACUGGUGCGUGCUGGCGACACUCAUAGCCGCUAUACCCAGUGCCGUCAUCACUGUUUUUGGCACUGUGAAGAAUGGACUUGGCCAAGAUCUCUGGACCCUGACACCGACGGAGAUCACUCAGAUGCUGCAAUAUUUCUACAUCAUGGCCUGGCUCUACUUCACGCAGCUUAUGCUGUUGAAACUCACGCUACUGUUCUUCUACAUCCGCGUGUUCCCCAGCAAAGGCGUUCAACGACUACUAUGGGGUACAAUCGUCUUCACCAUACUCUGGGGUGUCGCCUUCAUCAUCGUCGCGAUAUUUCAAUGCCAGCCCAUCCAGUACUUCUGGACAAAAUGGGAUGGCAUGCACGAAGGUACUUGUCUCGAAAUCAACGCCAUCACUGCAUCGAACGCGGCCAUAUCCAUCGCCUUGGACUUCUGGAUUCUGGGUGUACCUCUUUGGCAGCUUUGGGGCUUGAAGCUACACUGGAAGAAGAAGGUCGGUGUAGCGCUUAUGUUCUGCGUUGGUACCUUCGUCACCGUCGUCAGCAUUCUGCGUUUACAAGCCUUGGUUCACUUUGCCGCUUCCUCGAACGUGAGCUGGGAGUUUUACGACGUCUCGAUGUGGAGCACGAUUGAAAUCUGUGUCGGCAUCAUGUGCGCCUGCCUCCCGACCCUCCGUCUUCUCCUGGUCAGACUCUUCCCCAUUUUGGGCGGCUCAUCGGCACGCAGCCGUCAAUACUACAACUACGGCAGCAACAACGAACUCAGGAACGUCAGUCAAAAGCACAAGUCGUACAACUUGAACACGGCUAUAUCGAGCCCUCGUUCAGAGUCGUUCGAUACGAAAGUGGAAGAUGGCAUCAGAGUCAAGACCUCGUAUCACGUGAAGCACAGCCAUAGUCAAGGAGACACAGAUGAGGCUAGCUUGGUUAGCUAUGAGGGAAAACGGAGGCCAUAG
Alternaria novae-zelandiae is the source of this 1341-nucleotide messenger RNA. RefSeq lists its product as uncharacterized. Lineage: Eukaryota; Fungi; Ascomycota; Dothideomycetes; Pleosporales; Pleosporaceae. The record is from RefSeq and is a predicted model, not a curated record. The coding region runs from base 1 to 1341 and encodes 446 amino acids. The transcript has 4 exons.